AUGUAAUUUAUUUCUUAAGAUGGGCGAACUUUUAAGAUUGACGAUAAAGCACUAAAACACUGUACUAAGGUCAGUAACACUAAUUUAGAAGUUGUUAACUUAACUGGUAUCAAAAGUAACAUCUUGAGGAAGGUCAUAUAAUAUUGCUAGAUACAUUAAAACGAUGCAUAUAUCCCAAAAAUAUCAAGACCUUUGAAAUCAAAUCUGAUAUUUGAGGUUGUGGAUUUUCAAGAUGCUGAAUUUAUUACAUAACUAGACUUUGAAGAAAUAUUUUAAAUUAUUCAAGCAGCAGAAGUUCUUGGCAUAGACCGCCUUAGUUGAAUCUAUUCCUGUGCAUUUAUUGCAUUAUAAAUCAGAGGAAAAAGUUAGGAAUAAGUAAAAGUUACUAGCUCCAAUACUUAAAAAAAACUAAAACCGGAUGAGGAAGUUUAAAGACAAAGGGAUAUUGAUACUUCUGCAAAAAGAGAUCCAACUUAAACCAUUAAUUGAUACAUUUUGUUAUAAAAACUUAUAUUUUCAUAUUAAA
Molecule: messenger RNA, 526 nt
Organism: Paramecium tetraurelia
Lineage: Eukaryota; Ciliophora; Oligohymenophorea; Peniculida; Parameciidae
Exons: 4
Biological process (GO): ubiquitin-dependent protein catabolic process
Source: RefSeq, a predicted model, not a curated record